AGCUUGAAGCACGGAAUUCAAAAGUGUUUCCGCAAUCAACAAACACGGUUUAAAAUAAUAUCUAAGUAAAAUAACGAUGCCUCCUUUACCAAAAGCCAAACAGGAAAAUCAGCACAUACAAGUUGCCGUUCGUCUCAGACCUAUUAACAGUUCAGAGAGAAAACAAGGGUCCUACUCUGUUGCUGAUGCUAACAGUUUGAGGAAAGAAGUCACAGUGAAAGAGAGGCUUGGAGUUAAUCCAACAACCAAGACAUUUUCAUUUGAUCAUGUCUUUAAUCAGGACUCGAAACAACAAGAUGUAUAUAAGACAGUUGUCAGCCCAAUCAUUUCGGAGGUCCUCAGUGGCUAUAACUGUACUAUUUUUGCAUAUGGUCAGACAGGUACAGGCAAGACUUUCACUAUGGAGGGAGAGAGGUCUGACGAUCCUGACUUGACUUGGGAACAAGAUCCACUUACAGGAAUAAUUCCUAGAAGUUUAGCCAAUAUAUUUGACUCUCUUCAGUCACAGGAAUGCGAGUUCUCGGUCCGUGUCUCUUUCUUAGAGUUGUAUAAUGAAGAGUUGUUCGAUCUACUCGGCUCAUCAAUUGAUCCUUUACGUCUUAAAAUCUACGAGGACUCCAGCAGAAAGGGAUCAGUCAUUAUUCAAGGUCUAGAAGAGAUAGUGGUAAAGAGUAAGGAUGAAGUUUACGAGAUUCUGGAGCGUGGAGCAUCAAAAAGACAGACUGCUGCAACAUUAAUGAACGCUUUCUCAAGUCGUUCUCACUCAGUAUUCACAGUCACCAUUCAUACCAAAGAGAACACAAUUGAUGGGGAGGAGCUGCUCAAAACAGGAAAACUUCAUCUGGUGGAUUUAGCUGGGAGUGAGAAUAUUGGACGUUCAGGUGCUGUAGAUAAGCGGGCCAGAGAGGCAGGAAACAUCAACCAGAGUCUGCUCACACUGGGUCGCGUCAUAACCGCCCUUGUUGAACAUGCUCCCCAUAUACCAUACAGGGAGAGUAAACUGACGAGAAUAUUACAGGAUUCGCUUGGUGGUCGUACAAAAACCUCCAUCAUUGCUACCAUAUCUCCAGCGUCCAUCAAUCUUGAGGAGACUCUGAGUACCCUUGAUUAUGCUCACAGGGCCAAGGAUAUCACAAAUAGACCAGAAGUUAAUCAGAAAUUAACCAAGAAAGCUCUUAUAAAGGAGUACAAUGAUGAAAUAGACAAAUUGAGGCGAGACCUACAGGCCAGUAGAGAAAAAAAUGGAAUUUAUAUUGCAGAAGAAAACUACAAUAACAUGCAGAUGAAGAUAACUGUACAAGAUGAUCAAAUAGCUGAACUCAGUGAUAGAAUAGAAGCCAUUACUACAGAGCUAUCAAAAGUGCAAGAUUUGUUCAGCGAGACACAAGAAGAGUUACAAGUGACCACAGACAAACUGACGUUGACAAAGGAGAAAUUGGUGAAAACCAAAACCAAUCUGCGAGAAACCAAGGUGACUUUAAGACAGACAGAACAGGAUAGAAAUGAACAGAAAUUCCUAGUCUCAGAACACCUGAAGAAUGAGAAUGAACUAUAUGAAAAUGCCCUGUCUUUGUUAAAUACAGCAGAGGUGUCGACAUCAGAUGUUUCAGGUUUACAUGAGAAGUUAGAUCGUAUGAAAUCUGUGGAGCAACAAAACAAAGAGACGGUAAAGUUGUUUGAGGAGAGUUUUAAUGAAAAUGUAAGUCACAUAGAGGAAGAUGCUCAGUCAUAUAAAACACAGCAACAAGAUUCACAUCAAACCUGCCUCGCUAAUAUUGCAAAGAAAGUGGAAAGAAGCAAGGAGUUUACAGAUAAUGCUACAACGUUUCUGAGGGAGUUUCAGACUUUAGUAUUGGAUCAGUUGAAUGUAUUAUCACAGCAUCAUAAACAACAGGCAGAAGAGAACACUUCCUGGGUGAAAAAUGUCAACAGUGCAGCAUCUUCCUUGCAGGAUGAGACAUUGAAGAAGAUAGAAGAGACAAAAUCUAUUGUAGAGACAGGAAUCAGCAGCUUGUUACAACAGAUGGCAAAUAUAAGUUCUUCAAUGCCAGAAAUGAAACAGCUACUUGACCAACAGAGAGCGGAGCAAAAUACCAUUUUAGGAACCGUGUCUGACGAGUGCUCCGAUGGUCUCAAAGAUUUAGGUGAUACGUGUGAAAGUUACGUAGCAGAACAGAAAGUCAGCGUAGAUGAAUUACAGAGUGAAGUAACAAGUCUGAAGGAUGACUGCUGCUCUAAACAUCAGGAAAUGGAGACAAUUGCAGCCAGAUUGAUUGAACUGAUGGGAGAGAGUAAACAAAUAUGUCUACAAAUGGAAAAUUGUACUGCAAAGAAGACAGCAGACAUUAAAACAAUGGCGGAAUCAAUGAACAACACCACCAGUGUGAAGAGAGAACAGAUUCUUACCAACAACGAAAGAAAUCUGAAAGAAUUUUACAGUGUUAGAGAUAACCAUCACAAUAUUUUACAGGGAGAAAUGAACAAUGUAGAGGAGGUAUCACAGAGAAUGCAGGAACAAUGUGGCCAUCUUAAACAGUCAUUUAUGUCCUGUACAUCAGAUAGUACUGAGAUAGUUGGCAGGUACAGUGAGAAAACAUCUGCCAGUACAACACAACAUAUUACAGAUAUCAACACAGGGCUCAAUACUCACUACAAACAUACUGAUGAUUUACAAUCAGUGUGUCAGUCACAGUGGGACAGACUGGUAGACUCGGUAGACAAAAACAGUGCCUGUGUUGCCAAUGAGGUAGAAACUGAGAGGUCAUCCACAGAGGAAAGGUUAAGUGCCACAUCAAGUUACAUAGAGAAACAGCUCAAUAGAUUGCAGGAACAUAAACAGAAAAUGGAACGCUAUAUUAAAGAGGAGAUGAGUGAAUGUGUGCCAACAGGAGCUACACCACAACGCCAGCAGUUUGUGAUCAAACGUAACUUAAAGAGAACCAGCGAACAUUUUACAUUGCUAGAUAGAUUCAGGUGUGAUAACAUGAUUGAUAUAGAAGAAGAGCUCGACUCUGACAUAGAAUUGGACUCACAAAAUCAGGUAAAGAUAGUAAUAGACAAGACAGAGGAUGGUAAUGUGAUACCUGAUGACAAAAGUGACGGAAUAAAUGACGACAAAAGUGACAGAAUAAAUGAUGACAAAAGUGAUGCCGGCAGCGUGAAAUCUUCAACAUCUGGAGUGUCAGGAUUGUCAAGUGUCAGCGCCGCAAGCAAGGUAUCCGAAUAUAAGGAGAAUGACAGGCAAGGACGCCCUCUAGGAUGUAAAAAGUCCAAAAAGAACUUUAAUAAUGUGACCCCACGAGGUAGAACACGUUUGCCUCUCAGACAAAACAACUCAACAGACAAUUAAUUUCACAAAAACAAUAGCGUUGUUAGGAUUUUGGUUAAUAGCAUCAUAUAGUUCAUUGUCAAGAAUCCUCUAGGAUUAUCCGUUCUUAAAAACUCGUUAUUGAGCCUUAAAGUUUUUACUCAUGAAAGUUUUUACACAAGAAAUUAAUGUCAUUGCUGAAAUGAGAUGAAACGUCAGUCUUAUAAUGUGGUAUUCAGGUAAUGUGUCAUUAUCAAUGAUGAACAAUGAAUGUAACUAAAUGAUUGUUAUACAAGGAUACCGCCUCCGUGGUCGAGGUGUUAGAGUCGAUGACUUCUAAUCUAGUUACCUCUCUGGCGUGGGUUCGAUCCCCGGGAGAUGCUUUGGUAGUUUAGCGCGGAGGAAGGUAGUCUAGUACUGGUGUAACUCUCCAGGAACGAUGGUUAGGAAACUACCCACCUAUAUGACUGAAAUACUGUUGGAAAAAGGCGUAAAAUGAAACAAACAAACAAACAAACAAAAGUUAUACAAGGAUGAAUGUAUGUUUGUUACAUUAAUUGUGUUCAUAUUAAGUGCUGUGUGAAUAAUUGGAUUUGUUUUAUAACAUCUUUGUAUGAGGGUGAGAGAAACCAAGGUUGCAAAUGUUGGGGGCGGAUGUGGGUUUGGGGCCUUAAACAUAAUUUUUUAAAGGAAUUUUGUCUACAUUUUGUGUACAUGGAAAAUGUUAAUGAUUUUUGCUCCAUAAAUAAUUUUGUUUUUUUAUUCUCUUGUAUAUAACUAAUUUAAGUUGUAUUUUUGUCCCUUUUUAAACAAUCUUUUAAAUGCUAGUAAAGGCAAUGACUUAUAUCUUUGCCACCAGUUAAGAUCCGUGCCGACUUUUCAGGCUUAAUACACUUUCCUGUUUAAACUUGGCUUUAUUAUACAGAAAUCCCUUUUCUGAACAAUGGAUAGUUUUGAUUCAGGGCAUUGAUAUAAAUUAAGGUAGGGUAAAGUAAAUAUUUGUUGAUGUCUUUGACAGAGCACUUUCUCAUACCGGUGCAGGCUGUGCAAAUCAUUAAAAAUGAUACUGCAAGGCAUUUUAUACAAAAUAAAUAAUGCACUUAAUGUUUACAUUACAUUAUGAGUGUGUCAAUAUAGAAAGUAGCUUCUUGUAGCUUCAUUACUAAAUUUAUCAAACUCAUUGCAUAAAAUUUUAUUAUACUCACCAGAGGCUCAAAUGAUCUUGUUCAAAAAUUUCAGUUAUGAUUGUAUACUUGUUCAAUACUCUCUAUAAUUAUAUUGCUGUAAUUUUUAGUGGUAUAUUAUUUUAAUAAUAAUUGAUGAAUAAAAACUGUAGACUUCAUUGUAACAAGAAAAUAUUAUUGUUUGUGUAUGCUAAAGUAUAUGGUAUAAUAAAAUUUACUGUAGGUAUAAAUCAGUGCAAUCUAUGUAAAAAGUAAAGUAAUUUUUAAUAUAACAAUUGCUGUAAAAUUGUUAACAACUUUACAAAUUUUCUUAUUUCUCUUUUUUAUUUUGCCUUUGUCUUACAGAGGAGAUUAGACGCGAUAUUCAAAUAAAGCCUUGUGCAAAAUUGUUGAAACCAUUCAGUGUGACUGAUUGAAAAUCUGUGUUUGAUAAUUUUUUUAGAUAAUAGAUAAUUAUAUUUCAUUGUUUCCUCCCUGUCUUUUUAUAUGUAUUUCUUUAUACUUAAUACUGUUGUUUCUUGUAUACAUUCUUCUGUGUAUGUGUCCCUGUCUUUUAACCGUUUCAUAUAAAUAUUAUAUUAUUUGUCAGUCACUAUUUGUCUUUGUUUGCCUCACAUAGGAAAUGAAUGCAUAAUAUAUGA
Messenger RNA from Ruditapes philippinarum (Manila clam), 5132 nucleotides. RefSeq names its product kinesin-like protein KIF11. The coding region runs from base 77 to 3349 and encodes 1090 amino acids. The transcript is spliced from 23 exons. Lineage: Eukaryota; Metazoa; Mollusca; Bivalvia; Venerida; Veneridae. The record is from RefSeq and is a predicted model, not a curated record. Gene Ontology annotation, molecular function: ATP binding; plus-end-directed microtubule motor activity; microtubule binding. Gene Ontology annotation, biological process: mitotic spindle assembly; microtubule-based movement. Gene Ontology annotation, cellular component: spindle microtubule; nucleus.